UUGACCACCACUUCGCAUAAAUUGCAAGUCGCAGAACUAUAAUGGACACAAUUGCUACGUAGGAAAGAUCAUUGGAUCCCACAGCGAGAAUGUAUUGUCAAUAUCACGUGAUCUGUUAUCGAUAGCGAGAUUCCACGCGACGGAGCUGUCUGCGCGAUCCCUUCGGUUGUCGAAUUGAGGACGCAGGUGUCGAUAUGGGGCAAUGGAUGCAAGUCGAACUGUCUUCGAACUGAAAUCAGCAUUUAUCAGGGCGCAGGUGCGGAUUCUGUCAGAGAGCCUUGAGCCACCGGAAGAUUGGAGAAUCUACGCGACUGAGUCGGAGGAGGAUGAGUUGAGUGAUAAGGCGGUUCAGGAUGCGCUGCAGAAAUUAAACGGAGCCUUGAAACAGCACAAUCGCAUCAUCUACUCCUCUCAAGCAAUUCAACAUGUCGCGCAACAAAUCACAAGCCUUUACUGGUCAUUAGUUAGUCAGGCCACACACACUGUUGGAUUUUCCGACAAGCGGUUGGAGACUACAGUAGAUUUGUGCAGUCACCUCAACAUUACUCAAUUGCCCGCGGAAUUAGAGGACCAACAUGCAAGUGAGGAGGAGCGGUUAAGGUAUCAGGAGCUACGAGAACGGCUUAUGCGCCUAGACAUUGAGCGACAGCAACGACAACGGCGCCUUGACCAGUUGAGGCGGUUACAGAAAUUACUGGAACCUUUCACCGAGCCUCAGAACAAUAUCCAGCCCAACCUUGUCACGAGAGACGGUGAGCUUGUUCAAGAGUUGGAAAAAAUGCGAAUGCUUGUUGCCCGCGUCGGCGGCCGGAUCGAGCAGAGUAAGGAGAGGAACACCUCUUCGGAAAGAAGCCCGCCUUAUGCAUUAGGAGCAGAUGAGAAGCUUGCAGCGCUUCUCGACAUGACAUGAGCAGACCUGAACUCAAACUAGGCAGAGGUCAGAUACGAAGACACCAAGAAAUCGGCCGAGACGGAGACUAUCUGUUAUUCCGAAGUAAGGCAGAAGACAUUCAAAGCUUAGUACUCUGUAGUUUGUAUCAUAUUCCCGGUAGAAAAUGACUGAUGCGAUUGCUAUUUUUAUGUCAUUAAAGGGUUGCAAGGGGGUUUGAAGGGAAACCUGGGGCAGAUUGACUGCAGCGGCACGGCAAAUUCACAUACAGCAGGUGCCAGCGACAUAAUAAUGAAGAGAAAAUCAUGAAACUAAUGGACUACUUUCCUGCUAGUCACCAUUGUCACCUACUCCUACCUGUCGCAAUUUAUCG
Molecule: messenger RNA, 1262 nt
Organism: Aspergillus novofumigatus IBT 16806
Lineage: Eukaryota; Fungi; Ascomycota; Eurotiomycetes; Eurotiales; Aspergillaceae
Product: kinetochore subunit FTA4 family protein
Exons: 4
Coding region: 203-910 (235 amino acids)
Cellular component (GO): Mis6-Sim4 complex
Source: RefSeq, a predicted model, not a curated record